GAUACAUUGUGUCGUGAGAAAACGCAAAAGGAUGAUUUUUUCAACGAUAUGUCGAAACCAUGUUCCAUUAGCCACUGUUUGUAGUGUUCCAUUGAGGAAUUUAGCGUAGAUAUACAUUGAUUAAGUUGACGGUUCUCUAUAUACGUAUAUACACAAAUAUCGUCUGCAUACUGGACCAGCUGACAUGGGGUUUGCACAUCAUCAAAUACCUUCUUGCAGUGGACGAAGUUGGCUAAAGAACUGUCCUGUUUGUACGUUGCUAAAGCUGAGGUCCUUUGUGCUAUGGCACUUAUACACUGUUCAUCCCACCAAGGAGGGGGUGGCCGUUUCUUAGCUUUAAAUGGCCUUAGUAUAGGGAUGGAGAUCUCGCUAAC
Messenger RNA from Acanthoscelides obtectus, 374 nucleotides. NCBI's taxonomy places the organism in Eukaryota, Metazoa, Arthropoda, Insecta, Coleoptera, Chrysomelidae. The record is from the annotation of a GenBank genome assembly.